This is a messenger RNA of Aspergillus pseudonomiae, 1510 nucleotides long. Its product is annotated as putative C6 transcription factor RosA-like. Gene Ontology annotation, biological process: regulation of transcription by RNA polymerase II. Bases 85 to 1362 code for a protein of 425 amino acids. NCBI's taxonomy places the organism in Eukaryota, Fungi, Ascomycota, Eurotiomycetes, Eurotiales, Aspergillaceae. Gene Ontology annotation, molecular function: DNA-binding transcription factor activity, RNA polymerase II-specific. The transcript has 2 exons. The record is from RefSeq and is a predicted model, not a curated record.
AGUGCCGAGGUCCAGUCUGGUUUCGUUAAUGGGGAACUAACAUUCCACAGAUUCCUCAAUAUCGCCAUCACAAAUGACUUUGUCAUGAGUUCCAUCCUUACUCUGUCGGCGUCACAUUUGGCCUGGAUCACACGAAAUAAAGAAACUAAGCAGCUCGCUUACCACCACAGAGGGGUGGCGAUUCAGGGCUUACACAAGGCUAUCGGUACUUUCUCGAAAGGCAAUUGUGACGCUAUCCUUGCGGCCUCCAUCCUCCUUUCCUGGCAAGCCUCGGAAUGGCAUAGCUGGGCGUCCCUGCAACAGGGACUCACAACCGUUCUGAAUUCGAUGCAUCCCAUCUGGAAGCACGAAUCCGAACUAGCCAUGUACCUCGAGAACCAAAGGUACUUGGGAUGUACUAACACCCCAAUGAUGACGGGCUACCAGUUCCAGGACGAGGACCUUGUUAGCCUCGACCAAACAACCAUUGCCCUUCAAAACGUCCAGAAGCGCGUGGCUCACAACCCCGAGCACUACCGUCGGAUCGGAGAACUCCUUGAAUUUGUACGCCACUUCAGGCGAGAUCUUCUGUCCUUGACCCCGGAACAGGCCUUUGAGCGUAUGCAGCCCCUGCGAAGAUGGCUCUUUUGGCUUCCCCCAGCCAUGCUCCGAGGCGGAGACGCAGAUCUCGGAGCCCUUGCCAUCCUUGCUCAAUUCUUCGGUAUUGGUGUGGUUUUGGAUAGUUUAUUCCCUGACCUAGGAGGCGCAUACCUCGGCCCGCUAUCCGUCGGCCCCAUCGAAGACAUCUAUCGGAUCAUCAUAACCAGAAGCAUGUCGGAGCCAUACAACCCCGAUCUACAGCUAGCCUCGACCAUUAUGGAAUUGCCUCGACAUAUCGUUGCUCAAUAUAAAAGCCGCCUUCAGUGGUCGCCGCGGACCUCACUCGACUACUCCCCGUCCCCCGCGAGUCCGUACCAACCUAUACAAGAUUACACGCUAGCAUCGUCAUCCUCUCCAUCCUCUACCGCUACCUGUGCACCUUACACCCCACCUCUCCAGUCUCCCCCAGCGGUGACGAUCGCUAGUUCUCCAUUUGAUGUAAAUGGAACGUACGUCACAGCACCAAGUGUCCAGAGUCUUUACCCAUCGUCUCCAAGUUUGCUUUCCGAUGCCCGAGAAGAACUGUGCGAAUACAGCCAUACUACCUCGCUCCAUCAGUCGCCCACAUAUCCUCCACCAUAUGUGGAUGGUAUGGUGUGCGGAGAGCUAUCGCGAGUAGACGGAACGGUCGGGCUCAACGUGGAUCUCUACGGCGAACCUCAGCAGAUUGUGGGAGGAUAUAGCACCGCGGAACCGUGCUGGACAGGAAGUAUCUGCACUUGAAGAUGGAAAGAUGGCCGACAGAGCCAGGCAAAAAAAUAAAAGCCAAAAAAAAAAAAAUUAUAUACCCUUCACCAACUUUGAUUCUAUUUAUACGGCAUAUGGGCUUGAGCUUGGAUCUCACAUGGGGUUGGAUGGAUAGAAGGGCUGG